Molecule: messenger RNA, 993 nt
Organism: Penicillium longicatenatum
Lineage: Eukaryota; Fungi; Ascomycota; Eurotiomycetes; Eurotiales; Aspergillaceae
Exons: 2
Coding region: 1-993 (330 amino acids)
Cellular component (GO): fungal-type vacuole
Source: RefSeq, a predicted model, not a curated record
AUGCGCUUUCUACCACGGAGGCUUGGGAAAGCCCAGCCAACUUUUCUGGUCCUGUUCUUUUUUCUGAUUGUUAUCGCUGUUGGAGUUUCUGCGGAGCCUGCCGACGCCCAGACCACCGCCGAUCCCUCCACCACCUCGACCACUGAAUCGACUAGCUCAUCCACCUCUUCUACAUCAACAUCGGAUAGCACAAGCACAACUUCGAGUACGACGUCGGAGUCCUCGACAACAUCUACGACUAUGGAUUCUACGACGACCACCUCCUCGACAUCUUCGAGUUCGUCUGACAGCAGCACCACAUCAUCCGUUUCCACAACAACGGCCGCCGGGGCUCCAUAUAUGCAAACAUCGAAUACACCAGAAGGGACGGUCUUUAUCGCGGUUGGCGCCAUCCUGGGCUUUAUCGGACUAGCCGUCCUAGCCUGGCGGGGCAUGGUCGCAUGGUCAGUGAAUCGCUCAGUACGGCGCGCCGCUAUGGCGCAGUCCGCGGAGUCUAAGCGCCUCCUGCGUGGCAGCCGUAAGAAGCGAUCCGCAGCCGUGUACCCUACCGCACCAGCAAUGGACGUCUCGCUCGAUAAGCUCGGCACGGCCACGCGCGCAAGCUACAAGCCGUCGCGCCGAGUCUCCAGCAACCACAGUGGCCUGUUCUAUUCGCCCACUGCAGGUGGUGGGGGUGGGUCACAUCCUAGUCUGAACACCCCUGCAGGCAACCGUAACUCGACCUACCUUCCUGCCGGGUUUUACGCUGCUGCCGGUAGUUCUACGCCCGUUCGAGAAUCAGCCAACCCGGGCUACCCUCCCAGCUCGCCAUCUCUUCCACCUACUGGCGGCUAUCAGGAUGCGACGCAUAAUGCGCGUCACUCAUACGCGGGGGCGUCUACGAGCUCUUUGAACCUGAACCAGGCUCCUGGGGGCCGCGCACCAAGUGCGUACCUGGAGGACUUGUUCGAAAGCCAUACGUCUCCUCGAGACUCCGACUUGAAUCAUCGGUGA